UGGUGUGCAGGACCAAAACCUUGUGCAGCUGCAGCCCUCGCACCUCAGCUCAGCACUGUGCCCAGGCAGAGCCCCGGUGGUGGAGGGCAGCAUGGCGAAGAGGGUGGCCAUCAUUGGAGGGGGCAGCAGUGGGCUGUGUGCCAUCAAAGCCUGCCUCCAGGAGGGACUGGAGCCCAUCUGCUUCGAGAGGACUGGUGACAUCGGAGGGCUGUGGAGGUUUGAGGAGCAGCCCGAGGAGGGACGUGCCAGCAUCUACCGCUCCGUCAUCAUCAACACCUCCAAGGAGAUGAUGUGCUUCAGCGACUUCCCCAUCCCUGAGGACUUCCCCAACUUCAUGCACAACUCAAUGAUCAUGAAGUACUUCCGCAUGUACGCCCAGCACUUCGACCUGCUGCGCCACAUUCGCUUCAGGACCAGCGUGUGCCGCGUCUCCAAGCGCCCUGACUUCGCCAGCACAGGCCAGUGGGACGUGGUGACCGAGUGUGAGGGGAAGCAGGAGGCAGCUGUCUUCGACGCGGUGCUGGUGUGCACCGGGCACCACACCGAGGCACACCUCCCGCUCCACUCCUUCCCAGGAAUCAAGCAGUUCAAGGGGCAGUACCUCCACAGCCGGGAUUACAAGCACUCGGGGGCUUUCAGGGACAAGAGGGUUGUGGUCAUCGGGAUUGGCAACUCGGGCUCGGACCUGGCCGUGGAGAUCAGCCAAGCAGCCAAGCAGGUCUUCCUCAGCACCCGCCGCGGCGCCUGGGUCUUCAACCGCGUGGCGGACCAGGGCUACCCCCUGGACAUGAUCCUAAACACGCGCCUGAAGGCCUUCCUGAGGGACGUGCUGAGCUACUCCCUGGUGAGCGACUACGUGGAGAAGCGACUGAACGCCAGGUUUGACCACUCGCACUACAGCCUCAAGCCAAAGCACAGGGUUUUUGACCAGCACCCGACCAUCAACGACGACCUGCCCAACCGCAUCCUGUCGGGCAGGGUGCAGGUGAAGCCCAACGUCAAGGAGUUCACGGAGACCUCUGCCAUCUUCGAGGACGGCACCAGGGAGGAGAUCGAUGCCGUGGUCUUUGCCACGGGAUACAGCUUCUCCUUCCCCUUUCUUGAGAGCUGUGUGCAGGUGGUGGAGAACCAGAUCUCCCUCUACAAAUACGUGUUCCCCCCUGACCUGGAGAAGCCCACGCUGGCUUUCAUUGGCCUCAUCCAGCCCCUGGGUGCCAUCAUGCCCAUCUCUGAGCUCCAGUGUCGCUGGGCUACCCGCGUCUUCAAGGGGCUGAACAAGCUGCCCUCAAAGCACGACAUGGAAGCUGACAUCCAGCAGAAGAAAGAUGCCAUAGCAAAGCGGUACGUGAAGAGCCAGCGGCACACCAUCCAGGUGGAUUACAUCCCCUACAUGGAUGAGCUCGCCUGCCAAGUGGGGGUCAAGCCCAACCUGCUCACCCUCUCCCUCACCGACCCCAAGCUGGCCCUGGAGGUGGCCUUCGGGCCCUGCACGCCGUACCAGUACCGGCUGCAGGGCCCCGGCCGGUGGGCAGGCGCCAGGGAGGCCAUCCUCACCCAGCACCAGCGUGUCAUCAAGCCCCUGCAGACGCGGCCCAUGGGGGAUCAGCCCCCAGCCUCCACCGCCCCCCGCCUCUUCAAACUGGUCGGGGCCGUGGCCAUCCUCGCCAUCAUUUUUGCUUACUUGUAGGUGCCCUACAAGGGGGGGAAGGGCAGCUUUGAGUUGUGCCAGGAGGCUGGCCUGCCCCAUGGCAGCCUGUGCCCCCCAGUGCUGGCAGGAGCCUUCCUCCUGCCCAGCAACAGCCUGCUACAGCCACACUGCAAGCUUGGGAUGCACAGAGCCUCCCCGGCUGCUGAAAGAACAUCUCAGUGCCUGCUCUGCGCCUUCCCCCGGGCAGCCUCUGCUGGCAGCAGAGGAGGAAACCUGUUGAGGCCCCAGGUAAAACCCAGCCCCUCUCAGUCAGCACUUCUGCCCCAGCAGGGACAUGCUGGGCUUCCCUAUCACCCAC
Molecule: messenger RNA, 2006 nt
Organism: Dryobates pubescens (Downy woodpecker)
Lineage: Eukaryota; Metazoa; Chordata; Aves; Piciformes; Picidae
Product: flavin-containing monooxygenase 5
Exons: 8
Coding region: 92-1687 (531 amino acids)
Molecular function (GO): NADP binding; N,N-dimethylaniline monooxygenase activity; flavin adenine dinucleotide binding
Source: RefSeq, a predicted model, not a curated record